CACACGGUGUCACGAAAGCAUACCCAUCCAUUCCUCUGCACCAAACAAACCCUCAACUCUCUCUAUGGCUACAUCGUUUCUCUCUCCACUCUCAGCUCCACCCUCGUCCACCAUCGAUGAUUUUCGAGCAUUCGGCCAAGUGGGUCCCUCCCCUUUCCUUCAAGGCACAAAGCUCUUCUCUGCUUUCCCUUCUCCUUCUUCUUUCAGAAGGACCAUAACUAGAAGGUGCUUCAGGUCCCCAUUUGCCCAGUCUCUGGACCACAUUCCCAAGAAGUUCAGGGAAGAAAAUCUCAAAGAUGGAUUGAUGGACAAUUACAAGAAUAUACCCAAACAGUUUUAUGGUCUUACUGCUUCACAAAUGGAAAUUUUCAUGACAGAAGAUAAUCCUAUCCGACGGCAGUCAGAAAGAGUUACAGAGGAAAGCAUCUCGUCAGCCAGGAACUAUUUGGAUCAUGGGGGCAUGUGGAGUACAUCAGGCAUGGGCGAAAAGGGUCCUCCAAAAUAUAGUAUGAGCGCGGGCACUUAUCGUGGAGGAGCCAGAGGAUAUGGCAGACCUAGAAGUGCUCCUCCUGAUUUGCCUUCUUUGCUCUUAGAUGCUCGUAUAUGCUAUCUGGGCAUGCCAAUUGUACCAUCAGUAACUGAGCUCCUUGUUGCUCAAUUUAUGUGGUUGGAUUAUGAUAACCCUUCAAAGCCUAUAUAUCUAUACAUAAACUCAUCCGGAACACAGAAUGAGAAGAAUGAGACUGUCGGAUCUGAAACUGAGGCAUAUGCCAUAGCUGACAUGAUGGCUUAUGUCAAAUCAGAAGUCUAUACCAUAAAUUGUGGCAUGGCAUAUGGUCAAGCAGCAAUGCUUCUAUCACUUGGAGCAAAGGGUUAUCGUGCUAUGCAGCCAAAUUCCUCCACAAAAUUAUAUCUGCCAAAAGUCAACAGAUCAAGCGGGGCUGCCGUAGAUAUGUGGAUCAAGGCCAAAGAACUAGAUGCAAAUACUGAAACCUACAUUGAGCUAUUAGCAAAAGGAACUGGGAAACCCAAAGAAGAAAUUGCUAAAGACACCCAGCGACCCAAAUAUCUCCAAGCACAGGAAGCCAUAGAGUACGGCCUUGCAGACAAGAUAAUCAAUAAAGAGGAUAGUGCAUUUGAGAAAAGGAAUUAUGAUGAGUUGCUUGCUAAAUCAAGAGCUAUGAGAGGAUCACCAGGAGCUGGUCCACUAGCAGCUCCAGGAUUUAGGUAAUUAGAGCGCAAUUGCAGUAGCAUAAACGUCCGACAAGAUAGAUUUAUGCUGGUAUCCAAAGCCUUGGAGGUGGUUAUGUUGGGGAUUCAGUUGAACAUAUAGUCAUGGCGUGGGAAUGAUAUAAAUCCCCUUUUGUGACUGUAGGGAGCUUCUUCAGUACCUAUUCAUACAUGGUAUCUUGGAGAAUGUAUAAUGUUUAAUCACCUGCCUAACCUAAAGACAUUAAGAAUAAAUUUUGGCUUUUUGUUUUUGUAUAUAUGCUACGUAUGUUAUAGUGA
This is a messenger RNA of Quercus robur (English oak), 1509 nucleotides long. RefSeq names its product ATP-dependent Clp protease proteolytic subunit-related protein 1, chloroplastic. Gene Ontology annotation, cellular component: endopeptidase Clp complex. The record is from RefSeq and is a predicted model, not a curated record. The coding region runs from base 65 to 1231 and encodes 388 amino acids. The transcript is spliced from 9 exons. NCBI's taxonomy places the organism in Eukaryota, Viridiplantae, Streptophyta, Magnoliopsida, Fagales, Fagaceae. Gene Ontology annotation, biological process: protein quality control for misfolded or incompletely synthesized proteins. Gene Ontology annotation, molecular function: serine-type endopeptidase activity; ATP-dependent peptidase activity; ATPase binding.